AUUGUACUUUAAGUAAACAUGUAUAAUUUAGGAUUUAUUGGUGGUGGUAAUAUGUCCACAGCUAUUGCCCGAGGAAUCAUAACAAACGAUGCUCACCCAGUUUCCAAAAUAUGGGUGUCUGGACCCAAUUUGACGACUUUGAAACAUUGGAGUGAAUGGGGUACUAAUGUUACUGUACAAAAUAGUGACAUAUUCUAUAAUUGUGACAUUAUAUUCCUGGGAAUAAAGCCGGGCUUGUUAUCCACUGCUAUAAAAGAGUGUUUGUCUGAUUCAACAGCGAGUUUAUCUCAAAAAAAUGUGCUAUUUGUUUCAAUGUUAGCUGGAAUCACUAUUGAUCGUUUGCAGCAGGAAUUGAGCACAUUAUCCCAGAAUGUGAGUGUUGUGCGCAUAAUGCCCAACACUCCAAUGAGUGUUGGUGCUGGGGCUUGUUUAUAUACACCUGAUCAAACUGUUAGUUCACAGCAAUGUGAACUACUGGAGAAAUUAUUAAGUAACUGUGGUAUUUGUGAAAAAGUACCAGAAUCACUAAUCAAUCCACUUGGUGCUUUGACAGCAUGUGGACCUGCUUUUAUAUAUGUUGCAAUUGAGGCACUAGCAGAUGGAGCUGUAAAGCAAGGUGUACCAAGACAAAUAGCCAUUCGUUUAGCUGCUCAAAUGGUGGCUGGUAGUGGUAAAAUGGUAGUUGAAUCGGGGAAGCAUCCUGGCCUGCUGAAAGAUGAAGUAUGUUCUCCUGGUGGUUCUACGAUAUGUGGUGUGACUGCUCUAGAAAAUGGAAAAUUGAGGGCCACAUUAAUUAGUGCAAUUGAAGCAGCAACAGUUAGAACAAAAGAAAUUGGAAAGAAUUAACAACGAUAACUAAAUUAGCAACCAAUUUUCUAUAUGUAGCCUUGCUAAGUAGUCAUAAUUUUGUUGUUAUAUAAUAUAUAUGCCUGAAGUAGUUUGUAAUAUUUUUUGUUCAUAAGAAAGUGAUUUCAAUAUAACUUAUUUAAGUAUCUAUAUAUAUUAGUAAUAUAUGUGUGUCAGAAUAAUAUAGGAAAUAAUAUAUUUAUUUACUCCAUGUGGAGGUUAAACCACUAUUUAAAAAUUCUAACUUUGCUAUACAAGUAAAACAUAAUGCUUAAAAGCACUUGAAUAUUUUAUGUUACGCUAAAAAAACUCGUAAUAUAUAUUGGUAAAUAUAUGUAGACAUAUUUACUUUUACGUAUUGUAAAGUCCUGAACUGUUAUAAAAAAGAUGUGGCCAGUAAUUUCAUAAAAUUAAAUAUACUUAGUAUAACUAUAUAACAACAGACAGUAUUACUAAAACUAAAAACAUGACCAUACCUGUGGAUAUUGAAUGAAGGAAAAUUAGUAUUACAACAGUAUUACUGUAAUAAUAAAAUGGAAAUUGUUAAUUUUUUUCUAUGUGAUAAUGCAGUAAGAAUAUAAAAUACACUACAUUUUAUGCCAUAUCUAAGUUACUUGCUAGGCUAACUAUUUGUGAUAUCUAUGAAUCUGUUUUUUUUAUGUUAAUUCAAAGCUAUACUGAACAUUUACUGUAAUUCUUUAUAAAUUUGUAUUUCUAGAAAUGUUAAGAAAAUAUUAAAAAUAUUAUUUAAUUCUGUGUGAUUGGAAUCAAUGAUUUUGAUAUUUUUUUAACAUGAUUCUAGUCAAUUGAUAAGUAUUUAAUAUAAUCUAACUAAAUUUUAAUUGUGAUAAUUGUGAAUCUCUUUUUAUUGCUGUCUCUCUUUUGCAAUGUACAGAUAUUAACCAAACAAGUUGUACCCAUAUUUUACUUUUAUAUAUACUCAAGAAGUGUAUUUGUCGCAUAUUUUAACUUUGGGUCUAAGUAUUUAUUCAAAUGUUAAUAAGAGUAUUUUAGGUAAUAAUAUGAAAAAGUAUUUACAAGUAUAGAUGUUAGUGCUUAACUUUCAAGUAAAUAAAUAUUGUUAAAUUCAUGAGCAAAUAUUAUUAUUUUAUUUAUAUAAAAAUAUAGAACUCCUUAUUUACUUAUAUAUUUUUAUUUGAAAAAAGUAUUAUGAAGAGCAAUGUGUAUUAUAUAAUAUUUGCGCCGUAUAACUUCUACUCACUUAUAAAUAAUAUAUGAAAUACUGAAAAUAUAUGAUUGUUAACUGUUAAUUAAUAACUAGUAAUCAGUUAAGUGAGAAUGAAAGUUAGACGAAGAGAGAAGUUAGAGUAUUGUAUUAAAUCGAGUCCGUUUAUGAUGCUGUAAUGUUUACGUAACGAAAAUUUUACUUUAUAUUGAUAAACCAUAUAUACUAUACAUAUAUCACCAUAAAUAUAUAUGGUAAUCACUAUGUAAACCAAUUACCUAAACAAAAUUGUCACUUUAGCCCGUAACAGAGUGAGCAACUGAAAUUUUAUUUCUGAUUGAUGAAGUGUCACGUGCACUACUUAGUAGUACACAUGAUUCUUUAUGACGGCAUAGGAGCACUAAAUAACUGACAGUUUCAAGAUAAUCAGGAUUUUACUGUUUAGUUUUGGGAUGUUUAUAUGUUGUCGCAGUAAAAAGUUUCUUUGAAUAGC
This is a messenger RNA of Achroia grisella, 2525 nucleotides long. It is a transcript of the gene P5cr, whose product is annotated as pyrroline-5-carboxylate reductase 3. Lineage: Eukaryota; Metazoa; Arthropoda; Insecta; Lepidoptera; Pyralidae. The record is from RefSeq and is a predicted model, not a curated record. Gene Ontology annotation, biological process: L-proline biosynthetic process. Gene Ontology annotation, molecular function: pyrroline-5-carboxylate reductase activity. The transcript has 5 exons. The coding region runs from base 19 to 846 and encodes 275 amino acids.